CGAGCGAGAGGGGACGGGAAACAGAGGGCGUGCGCAAGGACCGAAAGGAGAGAGAGAGAGAAAAAAACGAACGGCAGCGGAGCACCGUAAUGUAUUUGGGGUGCUCGCGAGCCCCCAACACACUGCAGUGAGGGGGCAACAAGGCAUCGCUUUCCGAAAGUACGCGCAAAAUAUCGCGGUGCCGGGAGGUCGAAGCAAGGAGAUUAUCCCGGAGAAGAGGGAAGCGAGAGGCUGGUAUCGGAGCACCGAUCCCGGAUGGCUAGGCGCGGUUGCUCGCGCUCUCUCCCACCCUGACCCGGGAGAGACACACACGGACCGUGGGGACGCUCCGGGGCUUCACGGGAACCAAACCGGAGCUCGUAACCCCCUCCGCCCCCCACACUGCUGUUUUAAAUCUCGGCCUGUCUCCGAUCUUGUGGCGCACGGGACCGACCAUAAACAAACAAGGCAGCCGCUCGGGUGUGUUCAGCAGAGCGACCUCUGAGGACUGUGAGUCUGCGUUGUGACUGUGUUAUUCAGCCCCUUUCAGAUCAGCUGGGCUGUGUGUGUGUGUGUGUGUGUGUGUGUGUGUGUGUGGAUAACAGACAUGGCUGUACUACACUGAGAGUCCAAGGAGCCAGCGGCAUUAUGGGAUGUAGCAGGACUGUGCAGUGACCCGCUCAUUGGAAGGAAACACUCUGUGUACAGGAGCAGGAGCAGGCAGACUAGCCUAAACACACGCACGAACGCACACACACACACACACACACACACACACACACACACAAAGCCUGCAGCCAUGCCUGUGUUCAGUGGCCUGUUGAAAGUGCGAGUGUGUGAGGCAGUGGACCUGAAGCCCACACCUUGGGCACUGCGUCACGCUGUGGGGAAGAGCAGCUCAUUCCUGCUGGACCCUUACCUGGCCCUGAAUCUGGACCAAGCUCGGCUCGGCCAGACCGCCACCAGGACCAAGACCAACAGCCCUGCCUGGCACCAGGAGUUCUGCACUGAGGUCCGCGAGGGACGGAGUCUGGAGCUGUCGGUUUUCCACGACGCUCCCAUCGGAUAUGACGACUUUGUGGCCAAUUGCACCAUCCAGCUGGAGGACCUGCUGCAGAACGGGACCCGGCACUAUGAGGACUGGAUUGACUUGGAGCCGGAGGGGAAGGUGUACGUGGUCAUCGAUCUGUCCGGAUCCUCUACUGAUGCGACCGCGACCAAUGACAAUGAGGAGCGGGUGUUUCGAGAGAGGAUCGGCCCUCGCCGGCGACAAGGCGCCGUCCGAAGACGCGUCCAUCAAGUCAAUGGACACAAGUUCAUGGCCACCUACCUGAGACAGCCAACCUACUGCUCACACUGCAGAGAUUUCAUCUGGGGCGUGCUGGGGAAGCAGGGAUACCAGUGUCAGGUGUGCACGUGCGUCGUCCACAAGCGCUGCCAUGAGCUCAUCAUCACCAAGUGUGCCGGUAUGAAGAAGCAGGAGGACACGCCAGAAGAGGUGGGCUCACAGCGGUUCAGUGUUAACAUGCCCCAUAAAUUCGGGAUUCACAACUACAAGGUCCCCACCUUCUGUGACCACUGCGGCUCCCUGCUGUGGGGCCUCAUGAGGCAGGGACUGCAGUGCAAAGUGUGUAAGAUGAAUGUGCACAGGCGAUGUGAGAGCACUGUAGCUCCGAACUGCGGUGUGGACGCCCGAGGAAUCGCUAAGGUCCUGGCCGACCUGGGAGUCACGCCGGACAAGAUCUCCAACACCGCACUGCGCAGGAGGAAGCUGACUCCGGGGCAGGACCCUCCCCAGUCUCCUCCUGAGCUCUCCCAGACUGAGGACAUCAGCUUCAGCCAGCCAGCUGUCCCCACCUCCCCCUCACAGCAGGACUUGGCACAAUUAGAGCGCCUGCAGGACGCGCUGUCACUCGACCAGCAGGGACCCCAACACUCCUCCUCCUCCACCACCUCCUCUUCCUCCUCGUCCUCAUCGUCGGCAGGCAAGGAGAACGGACAGCUCCAGAGGAGGAGCCUCAAGGACUUCAACUUCAUCAAGGUUCUCGGCAAAGGCAGCUUUGGCAAGGUGAUGUUGGCGGAGUUCAAGGGGACGGAGGAGGUUUACGCCGUCAAGGUUUUGAAGAAGGACAUGAUCCUGCAGGACGACGACGUGGACUGCACCAUGACCGAGAAGCGCAUCCUGGCCCUCGCCCGCCGACACCCCUACCUCACCCAGCUCUACUGCUGCUUCCAGACACAGGACCGUUUGUUUUUUGUAAUGGAAUACGUGAACGGAGGAGACCUGAUGUUCCAGAUUCAGCGAUCCAGGAAGUUUGACGAGCCUCGCUCUCGUUUCUACGCCGCCGAAGUCACCUCAGCCCUCAUGUUCCUGCACCGCAACGGUGUCAUCUACAGGGAUCUGAAGCUGGAUAACAUCCUGCUGGAUGCAGAGGGACACUGUAAACUGGCGGACUUUGGCAUGUGCAAAGAAGGCAUCAAGAACGGAGUGACCACCACCACGUUCUGUGGCACGCCUGACUACAUCGCGCCCGAGAUCCUGCAGGAGCUGGAGUACGGAGCCUCUGUGGACUGGUGGGCUCUGGGGGUGCUGAUGUACGAGAUGAUGGCCGGACAGCCUCCGUUUGAAGCAGAUAACGAAGACGACUUGUUCGAGUCGAUCCUCCACGACGACGUCCUGUACCCCGUGUGGCUCAGCAAAGAAGCCGUUUCAAUCCUCCGAGCGUUUAUGACCAAGAACCCGGCCAAGCGCCUGGGCUGCGUGGUGAGCCAAGGCUGUGAGGAGGGCAUCAAGACCCAUGCCUUCUUCAGAGAGAUCGACUGGGUGCUGCUGGAGCAGAGGAAAGUCAAACCGCCCUUUAAACCCCGUAUUAAGACCAAGCGUGAUGUGAAUAACUUUGACCAGGACUUCACGAAGGAGGACCCCGUGUUGACGCCGACGGACGAGGCCAUCAUCCAACAGAUCAACCAGGAGGAGUUCAAGGACUUCUCCUACUGUGCCCCCGAGGAGACGCCCUAACACACACACACACACACACACAUAUCCAACAACACUAAACCUGGCCAGAUGUAUGCACACAUCACUGACAUUCAUACAAGAAACAUAAACCCCUUUACAAACACACAGACACACACACACACACACACACACAGACACACGGCCACUCCUUUACUUUUAAGCUAUUGGUUGUUGUUACUUUUUUGAAUAUUCUUUACUUGCAUUGUGUUGUUCUUGCUGCCUGAGUUUAUUAUGAAUAUAAAUAUUAAUAUGACUAUGAAUAUGCACAGCUGCACCUGCUCUCACACACACAUUCCCACGUUGCACAUCUUUCAUAAACAUUCAGAAACACGACAAUCCCCAGUUUGACUCCAACACAAACACGCUCACUGCACAUGCUCAGACGACCGAAACACACACAAACACACACACACACACACACACACACACUGCUUCUCUCCCCCAGCACCAGGACUGUGCAGUGGGUGCUGUGUGCAGAGGCCUGUAUAUAUAUCGCUGUGUUGAGUGGCUGUAUUGUGUCGUAUUGUCUGCUAGUAAAGGAGAGUCGUGGCGCAUGGACAAGCACCCUACCUGUGUUAUUACUGUCCUUAUUGUGGAGCAGUUAGGGCCAAAUAUUUGUGCAAUACCCUGAUUAUCUAUAUAUUUUAUUUGUUUCUUCAAGUGUUAUUUUUGUCUUUUCUUUUCUCCUCAAAAUGUGUGUGUAUUAUUUGUGUGUGGUAUGAUUGAACUCUUGUGCUCAUCAUGCUGCUGUCUCGUGUGGAUAGAGUGAAUGUCGAGCUUACGAGUUACAGGCUAUUGAACUAAUUAUGUGGAGCAGAGUGUUACAGGCGGCCCGUGUAGCAGCGCAAAGACCGAUUUCCAGCUAUUUCAUCCAUCUGCUAGUUUCAGUGUCCGUGGCUGUCCCGCCAGCCAGAACGUGCUGCUGGCCCGUGGGCGUUUCUUUUUUCUUUUUUUGUCGUGAAUGUACAUGUUUGUAUGUGAGAAUGCGUGAUUUUUCUUUCUCCCUGUCAGUGCGUGACUUUACUCAGUAUUUCUGUUUCUAUAGUUACCAUCAGUGUUUUCUGCCACCCCCCCCCCCCAGCCCCUUUCCUUCCCCUCUCCUCCAAAGCACCAAUUCCCCUUUCCUGCCUCCAGCAGCCAUCUCACUCAGCCAAAACCACUUGCUUUUCAGACUUUUGCUAUUUUUACAAGAAUGGCUUUUUGUUAUUAUUGCUCUCUUUCUUUUUUAAAUUAUAAUUCAUAUUAUUGUAAAGUGUAUCUGGAGGAAACCUUUGUGUAUAAUACUAUAACUAUACUCUCAUAGGUCUGUUACAGCCGGGCGAAAAGAAAUGUGGGAAACCAGCAGCUGAAUUACCUCUCAUUUCCAAUACACACACAAGCAAAACACCACAUACAGACUCUCUCCUUUGCCUCCUCCCUCUUCUUCUCACUCUCUUUCUGACAAACACACACACACGCACACACAGAGAAGGACUGUUGUCGCGUGUACUGUACAGUGAUCUGAAGGUGAGCUGGCUGCUCUGUGUGCAGUAGAGUCGGUGUGUAGUGAAGCUUUGUGUACCCAGGGGUAGGGCUGUUCCUGGUCACACUAUCUUACUCUGUGCCAAAAUGUAGUGCAACAGCCGGGCUAGUCCUGUCUGGUCUGAUUCCAAUAAAACACUGAGCUGUCUACAUCA
Molecule: messenger RNA, 4674 nt
Organism: Pseudoliparis swirei
Lineage: Eukaryota; Metazoa; Chordata; Actinopteri; Perciformes; Liparidae
Gene: prkcea
Product: protein kinase C, epsilon a
Exons: 15
Coding region: 779-2998 (739 amino acids)
Biological process (GO): protein phosphorylation
Molecular function (GO): diacylglycerol-dependent serine/threonine kinase activity; ATP binding
Source: RefSeq, a predicted model, not a curated record